UGUCCCAUUUAUAUAGAUCCGAUUAGAAACUAUUGAAGACUCAGAGUUCCGGAGAACCCUACGCGAACUGACCUAUCAGUUUGUUUGUACAAAAACUUUUUUCUCCAUGUUUUCUGUAAAUAGCAUGAAACUGGCGCUAAUCUGACCGUUCAAAACACUCAAUAAACACACCGACCACAAGAAGGGAUCUGGACAGUAUUAGUCGGGGUGGAACCCGACUCCCCAGCUGCGGGUCCCGCCCCCGAGUCCCCAACUGUUGUUGUCACGUAACUGCUCCACAGCUCCAAACCGCCGGUGGAAGCAAAACAUCUGAUUUCUCGACAAAUAAACAGUAACAGAAGUUGGGAUGGCCUCAGCACCACCAGACCCCCGAUUGGCCACCAAGGUGGAGCUAACAGUGUCAUGUGACAAACUGAUGGACAUGGAUGUCUUCUCCAAGUCAGACCCUCUGUGUGUUUUGUAUAUCUACACUUCUGGCACCCACUGGUGUGAGCUUGGACGCACAGAGAAGGUCAUGAACUGUCUGAAUCCCAAGUUUUCCAGGAGGUUUGUGGUGGACUACUACUUCGAGACGGUCCAGAGGCUGAAGUUCUGCGUAUACGACAUUGACACCGACAAUUACGACCUGAGUUACGAUGAUUUUCUGGGGGAGCUGGAGUGUACUCUGGGUCAGAUUGUGUCCAACAGGCAGAUGACCAGACAGCUGCUGCUAAAGGACAAGAGGCCAGCUGGCCAUAGUACCAUCACAAUCUGUGCCGAGGAAGUAACAGACAACAGAGUGGUGGAGCUGGAGGUGUCCGGUCGCCACCUGGACAAAAAGUUUCUGUGGUGGGUAGAUCCGUUCCUGGAGUUCUACAAGCAGACAGAGACGGGCUGGCAGCUGGCUCAGAGGACGGAGGUGGUCUACAGCAACCGGAACCCCACAUGGAGAGCUCUCCGGAUCUCUAUGAGAUCUCUCUGUGGAGGAGAGGUGGAAAAACCCAUAAAGGUGGACUGUUAUGACAACCACGCUGAUGGAUCACAUGAUCUCAUCGGGAGCUGCACAGCAACGCUGGCGGGGAUGUUACAGGGAACAUACGUGUCCCCCGCUGAAUUUGAGUGUAUAAACCCAAAGAAACUUAAGAAGAAGAAUUAUAAAAACUCGGGGGUCAUUUGCAUAAAACGCUGCCAGGUGGUGACAGAGUUCAGCUUUCUGGAUUACAUCAUGGGUGGAUGUCAGAUCAACUUCACUAUUGCCAUCGACUUCACUGGUUCCAACGGGAUGCCCACAUCUCCUCGGUCCCUCCACUACAUCAACCCAGAGGGCAACAACGAGUACCUUAACGCCAUCUGGGCUGUGGGUAACAUUAUCCAGGACUACAACAGUAACAAGCUGUUUCCUGUGUUUGGUUUUGGAGCCAAGGUCCCUCCAUCCAGCCAGGUUUCCCACCAGUUUCCCCUCAACUUCACCCCAUCUUAUCCCUUCUGUUCAGGUAUAGAGGGGGUGGUGCAGGCAUACCAGAGAUGUCUUCCUCAGGUGGAGCUCUGGGGUCCUACGAACUUCUCUCCCAUCAUCAACCAUGUGGCCUGCUUCGCCAGGCAGACUCAGUUCCAGAAGACGGCCUCGCAGUACUUCGUGCUGCUCAUUCUCACAGAUGGUGUGAUCACGGACAUGGACCUGACACACGCCGCCAUCGUGGAGGCGUCCCGGCUGCCCAUGUCCAUCAUCAUCGUGGGCGUUGGUGGAGCUGACUUCACUGCCAUGGAGUUCCUGGACAGUGACGACAAGCUGCUACAGGCGCCCAGCGGGGAAGUCGCGGCUCGAGACAUCGUCCAGUUCGUUCCAUUCAGAGAGUUUUAUGGAAACAGCGUGACGCUGGCCCAGAGCGUCCUGGCAGAGCUUCCUGAUCAGGUGGCAUCCUUCUUCAAUAAUUACAAGUACAAACCUCCAAACAUCCUCAAAACUCCUGAACCCUUCUGAAACAGCUGAUUCAGCUUCCUGUUUCACAGCUUUUUCAUGCCUGUCUGCAACUCCUGCACUUCUUUAAUAAAUGGUAUGAUGCUACCUUGUCAUUCCUGUCUGACACCUGAAGCACCAGGAUGUGUGCUCAGGUUGGGUUAUCUUCCGUCUCAGGUACAUCUCCAUCUUUUCUCUCCUGAUGAUCCAGGAAACUUUACACCUGACAAACAGUGUAAACAUGAUUUUCACAUGACUGUAUGUUUGUCAGGAAUUACAACCAGGAAUGAACCUUGUUUGAUGCUGCAUUGAUUGAACCUUUUAUUUGAACAAAAUACAAAUGAAACAAAAGGAAUGUACAAAAAAAGGACAAGUAAAAAAAAAAAAAGUCUUUGUCCAGAGGGAGGGGGAAGAGUCCAGCUCUUAUUCAGUCCCACCCUCAUAGCCAGAGACCACUCACUGCUUCUUAUGUAUUUCAUAAUAUACUUACUUAAUACCAAAAUAUCUCUGGAUCUAUAUUUAUAAUUACAAUAAUAAUAUCAACAGUAAUAGAAACAAUACUUAAACUUACGUAUUCAAUAACCAUUAUUAUAAUACAUGUAAUAAUAACAAUAAUAAUAAUAGUGAUGAUUAUGAUAAAAUAAAAUAACUAUUAGU
Messenger RNA from Melanotaenia boesemani (Boeseman's rainbowfish), 2593 nucleotides. Its product is annotated as copine-3-like. Gene Ontology annotation, cellular component: plasma membrane. Gene Ontology annotation, biological process: cellular response to calcium ion; ERBB2 signaling pathway. Bases 347 to 1960 code for a protein of 537 amino acids. The transcript is spliced from 16 exons. Gene Ontology annotation, molecular function: receptor tyrosine kinase binding; calcium-dependent phospholipid binding. The record is from RefSeq and is a predicted model, not a curated record. NCBI's taxonomy places the organism in Eukaryota, Metazoa, Chordata, Actinopteri, Atheriniformes, Melanotaeniidae.